GCAGCAGCGUCAGAGCUGGGUGCAGCAGAGGUCGGGGGCUCAAGCAGAGCUUUGAAAGCUUCCUCCACUCUUUCCUGGGAAGUAGAAGCUGAAUUUCUGUCCCCGUCCUCCUGCACUCCCAGCUGCGCUGGAUCCUCCCCUUGGCAGUUUCUGUCCCUAGUCCUGCCCGCCCCUUCACUCUUGUAUAUAUGACCCUCUCCGAGUAACUUUUGCUUCACAAAAAUCCAGUCCAGGCAGCUGUAAUUCCUCUUGCGUGCACCCAGCAGCCCUGAACGUCUGAUCUGACAUGGCAAAAUGCGGAGCAUGUGGUCCAGGAUAUGCAACUCCUCUGGAUGCCAUGAAAGGUCCCCGGGAGGAGAUUGUGUAUCUGCCUUGUAUCUACAGAAACACUGGGAUAGAGAAACCUGACUACCUGGCCACUGUGGAUGUUGACCCCAAAUCUCCACACUAUUGUCAGGUGAUCCAUCGCCUGCCCAUGCCGAAUCUUAAGGAUGAGCUCCAUCAUUCAGGGUGGAAUGCCUGUAGCAGCUGCUUUGGGGAUGCCACAAAGAGAAGAAAUCGUCUGAUUCUACCAAGUCUGAUCUCUUCUCGAAUUUAUGUGGUGGAUGUGGGAACAGACUUGCGAGCUCCUAGAAUCCAUAAGAUUGUUGAGCCAGUGGAGUUGUUCUGGAAGGGUAACGUGGCUAAUCCUCACACCUCUCACUGUCUGGGCAGUGGUGACAUCUUAAUCAGCUGUUUGGGAGACCCUUCUGGCAAUGGAAAAGGUGGCUUUAUUUUGCUGGAUGGAGAGACCUUUGAAGUGAAAGGAAAUUGGGAGAAUGAGGAAAAGGUACCCCCCCUGGGUUAUGACUUCUGGUAUCAGCCACGACACAAUGUCCUGAUGAGCACUGAAUGGGGAGCCCCAAAAGCCUUGGCAGAUGGGUUUAACCCAGCUGAUGUAGAGAGAGGGCAUUAUGGCUGCCGCAUUAAUGUGUGGGACUGGAGCACUCACACCUACAUUCAGGCAAUUGACUUAGGGAAGGGCUCCAUACCCUUGGAAAUUCGAUUCCUCCACAAUCCGGAUGCUGCAGAAGGGUUUGUUGGAUGUGCUCUGAGUGGUGCAGUUCAUCGGUUCUACAAGACAGAGAAAGGAGACUGGGCAGCAGAGAAGGUGAUUCAAGUACCCAGCAAGAAGGUACAAGGAUGGCUUCUCCCUGACAUGCCUGGCCUUAUUACUGAUAUCCUCAUCUCGCUGGAUGACAGGUUCCUGUAUUUCAGCAACUGGCUGCAUGGAGACAUCCGCCAGUACGAUAUCUCCAACACCCGCAAACCCAAGCUGGUGGGACAGGUGUUUUUGGGAGGCAGCAUCACAAAAGGGGGGCCUGUAACUGUAGUGGAAGACAAGGAAUUGCAGUGUCAGCCAGAGCCAUUUGUGAUCAAAGGGAAGAGGGUGCCAGGUGGACCUCAGAUGAUUCAGCUUAGUUUGGAUGGGAAGAGAUUGUAUGUCACCAGCUCUCUCUACAGUGGAUGGGACAAGCAGUUCUACCCCGAUCUUGUCAAGGAAGGCUCUGUUAUGCUGCAGAUUGAUGUGGAUACUGAAAGAGGUGGAUUGAAAGUGAAUAAAAACUUCCUAGUGGAUUUUGGGAAGGAACCUGAAGGGCCUGUCCUAGCUCAUGAGGUUCGUUACCCUGGUGGUGACAGUACCUCUGAUAUCUGGAUGUAAUUGUUGUCUGGAGUUGGUUUUGUUUUUUUUUUUUUCUUUCUGUUGUUUUUUUCGCUUUCUCCCUCUCUCUCCUCUCUACCCCCCUUUUAUAUAGGUGAAUCCUGUCAGCUGUAACUUUGUCCACUGUCUGAAUUUAGACUUCCAUUAGGGUGAGCCACAGAAGUUCCACUUUUCUCUCAUUCUGAGGCAGCCAAGUGAAUCUCUCUGAAACAUGAUAUACAUCUCAUUUUCUCUACUCCUUCCUCUUUCAUAAGGUCCUGUGUAAUCACUGUUGACUGUUGGUUUCAAGGCCGAGGUCACCCAUCUUUUAAGGACUCUUUGCCUUGUUUGAUGCUACUUUGCCUUGCCACUGUUUGCCAGUUUGCCUUGCCACUGUUUGCUGGUGGAAAAGCUGCCCCUAAAUAACUCCCUAAGGAGGAUACAUUCCGUGGGUUUGCCCCAGAGCAAGAGUAUCCUGUCCCUGCAAAGCUUAAUUUGCUUAAAGUAAUCAGUGCUUUACAGCAGACAUAGCAUAAAAAUCAUGCAUAUCUAAUCUGAAGCCACAUGUUUCUGGAGCUGGGUUGUAAUUUAACGUUUGUGCACUGAUGUUAUAAAAAUCAACAAUAAAAUUGUUCUUCAAGUCA
Harpia harpyja (harpy eagle) is the source of this 2325-nucleotide messenger RNA. RefSeq names its product methanethiol oxidase-like. The record is from RefSeq and is a predicted model, not a curated record. The coding region runs from base 287 to 1702 and encodes 471 amino acids. Lineage: Eukaryota; Metazoa; Chordata; Aves; Accipitriformes; Accipitridae. The transcript is spliced from 12 exons. Gene Ontology annotation, molecular function: protein binding; selenium binding.